Molecule: messenger RNA, 2110 nt
Organism: Argiope bruennichi
Lineage: Eukaryota; Metazoa; Arthropoda; Arachnida; Araneae; Araneidae
Exons: 3
Coding region: 132-1442 (436 amino acids)
Source: RefSeq, a predicted model, not a curated record
UUGGCUGAUCGAGCUGCUGGCCUCGAUUCCAGGCCAGAGAUGCCACCGACUGCAGGCCUUUAAAGAGGAACGUUUUUUCAAUCAGUAGCUUCUUUUUGCAGCAGACGUCGAUACACUCGGUUGUGCACAUAAUGGGAUUCCAAAAACUGCUGGCACUUCUCCUUUUGAUUGCCCAAUGUGUUCAUGGGUUCUAUCCGAUGGAAUACCUUGAUCUUUUACGUUUAUCCGGCAGAGCUGGACUAGAUUCGGAAGAAUAUUUUUCGAAAGAUGAGACAUCUCGUCAUGAUGAAGCAACUAGAGAGGAUUACCUACCUGCAGAAACUCGACAUCGAGAUGAUUAUUCGAAUUCGCAAUCGGAAUAUCCCAGAGAUUACGAUUCCAGGGAAGAAACUUCAGGGUAUGAGACUCACACAUUCUCCUCCCUCUUUGAGAAACCCCCACCGGAAAACGAUGCCCUUUACUCACCACCCAAAAUGGAUAGGUACCACAAACGAGAAGAAUACUUCGGAGAAUUAUCAAAGAAGUCAAUGAACACCUUCCCCAGAUCAAGAAAAGUAAGCCAGCCUUUUCCAGAAGACUUGAUGGCUGGGGCGUCAGAUCCAAACUUCGACCAACCCCGAUCCAGACCAGCAGGACGAAGUAGACGCGCUCGUCUAUCCGAUUAUGAUUUAUAUUACCCUAAACGUCGAUAUCCUGAAGAUUCUAGACCAGAAUAUAGAUCAAAACCUUUGCCGCCAUCCAAACCUUACGAUGAAUACAACGGCGACUAUGUUCCUCGACAUGUAGUAGAUGAACCUGAACGACCUUUGGUUGACCCUGCUUAUUCUGCAGAAACCUUUACUAGAGCACCUUAUCAUGAACCACACAGCAAACCGAUACCCAAACCUUCAAGAAAGACGUACCCAAGAUCAUCUGUACCCGUUAAAUCGAAUGGAAGAGAUGUUCCAUCAAUAUCGACCUUCAGCAAGCAAAAUUCGAAGAGUACAUCAAGUUCAAUUUCUUCCAGACCUUUAAAACUGGAGCGAGAGCUUCCAAAAAAGUAUCCCCCAAGGAAGUUCUCAGAAUCGCAAGCCAGAGCACCCUUCGAUGACGAUGAUGAAGAAGAGGAUUUCCGUGGAAAACCUUUGAUAACAACCAAAUCCUGGGAUAAAGAAAAGAGACAACCAAAACAUUUCUCUGAUGAAAAUAAACAUUAUCUUGCUGCCACUGGUUAUGGUAAACCUGUCAGAGAGCAGUUCCAUGAGCAGGGUACAACUGGCCCCCAUGCCUAUAAGUUUGGCUACAAUACCGGAGAUCCUGAAAAUCCAAUGGCCAGAUACGAGGAGCGAGGUCCAGAUGGACUGGUCAAAGGAUCUUACAGCUACGUGGAUCCUAUGGGCAAGUUGCAGGUGGUGCAUUACGAGUCACAUCCAGAACACGGUUUCAAGACCACCUAUGCCUGAGAAAGAAGAUCCUUUCUCAAAAAUAAUCGACCAAAAUGUAUAAUUGAAUUGAAUAACUCGUAAUGCAGAGGCGCUUUAUGAGUCAUUCUCAGAACAUGGCUUCAAAACCAUUUAUGCCUAAAAAGGAAGAAUCCUUCACAGAAAGAAUCAACAUGAAUACAAAAGAGCUAAAUAACUUGAAUAUAGGUAAUGCAUUACGAGUCAUACCCAGAAUGUGGUUUCAAAACCAUUUGCAAAUAAAAUAAAAGAAGAUUUCAUCACGGAAAUAACCUACUGGGAUACAACUGAACAAAAUAACUUAGAACUUAGGUAGUGCAUUAUGAGUCAUACCCAGAACAUGGCUUCAAAACAAUCUAUGUCGAAGAAAGCAAACAGAUUUCUUUAAUGGAUAUCAUCGACUGAUACAAAUACUCGUAGUUGUUGAAUUGUUGGCUUAUUGCAUUGUUUUGAUAUCAUAAGAAUUAAACAGAUUAAUUUAAUUAAGACCACAUCUUGCAUCUAAAAUCAAUAGAUAAGUCCAUACUAUUUUAUGCUGUAUGUUCCUGGUAACCCAAGUUAAUUCGAUUUUGGAGUUUUGAGAUAUAGCACUAUCAUAAUUCUAUAUGCACAUGUAUUUUCACAACAAAUUCAUUUAUACAUAUACAAAUUCAAAAAUUGUUUCAUUAUGC